Limanda limanda (common dab) is the source of this 987-nucleotide messenger RNA. RefSeq names its product hes related family bHLH transcription factor with YRPW motif like (gene heyl). Bases 1 to 987 code for a protein of 328 amino acids. Gene Ontology annotation, molecular function: RNA polymerase II cis-regulatory region sequence-specific DNA binding; DNA-binding transcription factor activity, RNA polymerase II-specific; protein dimerization activity. Lineage: Eukaryota; Metazoa; Chordata; Actinopteri; Pleuronectiformes; Pleuronectidae. The transcript is spliced from 5 exons. Gene Ontology annotation, biological process: regulation of neurogenesis; Notch signaling pathway; circulatory system development. The record is from RefSeq and is a predicted model, not a curated record. Gene Ontology annotation, cellular component: nucleus.
AUGAAGAGACCUCACGACUACAGCUCCCCAGACUCGGAUACAGACGAGUUCAUUGACGUGGGACAAGAAGACGGCUUUUGCCCAGUCACCGGGUCCAUGUCUCCCGGGAGUGCCUCGCAGGUUCUGGCCCGAAAGAAGAGAAGAGGGAUCAUAGAGAAGAGGCGCAGAGACCGGAUCAACCACAGUCUGUCAGAGCUCCGCAGACUGGUUCCCAGUGCUUUUGAGAAACAGGGCUCGUCCAAGCUGGAGAAAGCGGAGAUCCUGCAGAUGACGGUGGACCACCUCAAACUGCUGCAUGCCAUGGGAGGAAAGGGGUACUUUGAUGCGAGGGCCCUGGCAGUCGACUACAGGACCCUGGGUUUUAGGGAGUGUGUCGGCGAGGUUGUGCGGUACCUCAGCUCCCUUGAGGGCGAGUCCCCGGACCCCAUAGGAGCCCGCCUAGUCUCCCACCUCUCCCACUGUGCAAGCGAGAUUGACCCUCUGCUCUUGCAGUCACCCCCGGCCUCCGCCUUGCACUUUCCUCCUUGGCCGUGGGCAUCCUUCCCCCAGAUCUCCCACGCUUCGCCGGCCUCAGCCUCCCCUCCUUUCCUUGCCGGGCGGAGAGACCUUGCCCUGCUCGGGAGCUACCCCUCACCCGCCUCCCUCCGCCUCGCCCCCCUGGCUGGCUGCCAGCAGGGUGCACCGCCGCUCCUCGGGCCGACAGCCCUGGCCACCGUCCACAGGAUGCCCUCCCUCGCGGCAUCCCCAGCUUUAGCCCCCUCCAGACCUACCCAGCCGUCCCCUCACUGUGCCACCAGGGCCUCGCCUCUUCCUCCCCCCACCCCUUCCUCUUCCUCUCCUUCCUCCUCCUCAACUUCAUCCUCUGCUCAACCCCAAGUCUCCUUCAGGCCCUUCGCACCUCUGGGGUCUUCCACAAUCCAGCGCAGGGGUUUGAACGGAUCGGCCAAGGCGCCUCAGGGAUGGGGGACUGAGAUCGGAGCUUUCUGA